CAUUUUCACACCUCUCUCUCUCUCAUGGCCAAAGGUGGAGGAAAACUAAUGAAGCUCAAGUCAGUGCUCAAGAAAUGGAACUCAUUCGGCAACAUCACCACCACCACCACCACCAAUAAGCAGAGCCGUUGCAGCGCCACCGUGAGCGCCGUAGCUAACAACGAACAAUCCUCCGUGUCGGAAGCCGAUUUCCAGCCAGUGUAUGUGGGGAAGACGUUGCGGAGAUACUUGGUGAGGCCGGACGUGGUGGAGCAUCCACUUUUCCGAGAGCUCGUGGAUAGAUCACGUGAGUCCUACGACGACAACAACUUCGUCGUCGUGGAGGAGGACACUGUCCACGUGGCAUGCGAGGUCGUGCUGUUCGAGCACCUGCUUUGGAUGCUAGAAAACGCUGAUCCUCAACCUGAGUCACUCGACGAGCUCGUCGAAUUCUAUACUUGCUAGCCCGGUUUUGAAUUUAUUCAUCUUUAAUUUCUCAGGACAUUGCAGCAUUUACGGCUACUAAAAUUAUAUAUAGCUGUAUAAAAAUGUCAAUUGCACACAAAAAUAUUAGUUAACAUGUAUUUUGUAUAAAUACAUGUAGUGUUUAAUUUAUUUUUAAUGUUAUUUUGUAUUUUAAUAUGUAUUAUGUAUUAUAUAUGAAUAGCUAAUUUAAUAUCUAUUUUUCGUUAUCGCCUAGUAUGAUUUCGUUUUGCAUGGCAGGGCGCCCACAGUUUUGCUUGUGGCGCA
This is a messenger RNA of Arachis stenosperma, 729 nucleotides long. RefSeq names its product auxin-responsive protein SAUR76-like. Gene Ontology annotation, biological process: response to auxin. The coding region runs from base 25 to 444 and encodes 139 amino acids. The record is from RefSeq and is a predicted model, not a curated record. Lineage: Eukaryota; Viridiplantae; Streptophyta; Magnoliopsida; Fabales; Fabaceae. The transcript has a single exon.